Molecule: messenger RNA, 309 nt
Organism: Pediculus humanus corporis (human body louse)
Lineage: Eukaryota; Metazoa; Arthropoda; Insecta; Psocodea; Pediculidae
Product: 28S ribosomal protein, putative
Exons: 2
Coding region: 1-309 (102 amino acids)
Source: RefSeq, a predicted model, not a curated record
AUGAAAUGUCCAAGAUUUGGUUAUCCUUCUGGUAGAUCACCGCAAAAUCCACUAAAAGUUCCUAUAGUAGAAAAGAAAUUCAAUGAUGUGAAAUUAAAGUAUAGAUUAAAUGAAAAAAAUACUAGUUCAUCAUCUGGGAUUUGCCUGUCUGAAAUGACAUUACUUCUUGGAUGUUUCAAAGCGAAUGAAAUUAAAAAUUUUCAACAUUGUUUCGAUGUAACUAAAGGUCUUUUAAAAUCGAAUGAUGAAGGGAAAAAAAAAAGAAUAUCUUAUUCUGAUAUAAAUAAACUCUUUAAAAGAUUUUCAUAG